Molecule: messenger RNA, 2476 nt
Organism: Ananas comosus (pineapple)
Lineage: Eukaryota; Viridiplantae; Streptophyta; Magnoliopsida; Poales; Bromeliaceae
Product: crooked neck-like protein 1
Exons: 6
Coding region: 62-2191 (709 amino acids)
Biological process (GO): mRNA splicing, via spliceosome; spliceosomal complex assembly
Cellular component (GO): U2-type catalytic step 2 spliceosome; precatalytic spliceosome; Prp19 complex
Molecular function (GO): protein binding
Source: RefSeq, a predicted model, not a curated record
CGCGCCCGAAGAUAAAUAUGGUGAUUGCCCCUUCCUCGCUCCGUCGCCUUCCCUCGUUGCGAUGGCGAGACGCGUGAAGAACAAGGCGUCCGCCCAGAUCCAGAUUACGGCGGAGCAAAUACUUCGCGAGUCCCGCGAGCGUCAGGACCCAGAUAUCCGGCGUCCCAAGCAGAAGAUCGUCGACCCCGACGAGCUCUCUGAGCACCGCCUCCGCAAGCGCAAGGAGUUCGAGGACCUCAUCCGCCGCGCCCGCCGGAACCCCUCCGCCUGGGUCAGAUACGCCCUCUGGGAGGAGUCCCAGGGCGACUUCAACCGCGCCCGCUCCGUCUGGGAGCGCGCCCUCGACGUCGACUACCGUAACCACGCCCUCUGGCUCAAGUACGCCGAGUUCGAGAUGCGUAAUCGUUUCGUCGACCACGCCCGCAACGUCUGGGACCGCGCCGUCUCCCUCCUCCCCCGCGUCGACCAGCUCUGGUGGAAAUACAUUCACAUGGAGGAGAUCCUCCGGAACGUCGCCGCCGCCCGCCAGGUGUUCGAGCGCUGGAUGCAGUGGCAGCCCGACGUCCAGGGCUGGCUUUCCUACAUCAAGUUCGAGCUCCGCUACAGCGAGACCGAUCGCGCCCGCGCUGUCUACGAGCGCUUCGUCGCGUGCCACCCGAGGCCCGACGCGUUCAUCCGAUACGCCGAGUUCGAGAUCAAGUGCGGCAACGUCGCCCGCACUCGCGCCAUCUACGAGGGCGCCGCCGACCUCCUCUCCGAGGACGACGAGGAAGCCGAGAAGCUCUUCGUCGCGUUCGCCGAGUUCGAGGAGCGGUGCAAGGAGGUCGAGCGCGCGAGAUGCAUCUACAAAUACGGUCUGGACCGCAUACCAACGGGAAGGGCUGAGGACCUGUACAGCAAGUUUGUUUCCUUCGAGAACCGGCACGGCAAUCAUGGGGAGAUUGAGGAUGCAAUUGUCCGGAAGCGGAGGUGUCAGUAUGUGGAGGAGGUGCGGAAGAACCCCUUGAAUUACGAUUUGUGGUUCGAUUACAUUAGAUUGGAGGAGAGCGUCGGGAACAAGGACGUGAUCAGGAAGCUCUAUGAGCGCGCAAUCGGUAACGUGCCUCCCGCUGAGGAGAAGCGGUAUUGGCGGCGAUACAUUUAUCUUUGGAUCAACUACCUGCUGUACGAAGAGCUUGAUGCUCAGGACAUGGCCCGGACGAAAGAGAUUUACAGAAAAUGUCUAAAGUUGAUUUCUUGUAAGAAGGUUUCGUUUGCAAAAAUUUGGCUCAUGGCAGCGCAAUUUGAGAUAAGGCAAAUGAAUCUUAAGGCUGCAAGACAGAUUUUAGGAAAUGCAAUUGGAAUGGCUUCAAAGGAUAAAAUUUUCAAGAAAUACAUUGAGAUUGAACUUCAGCUAGGCAAUAUCGAUCGCUGUAGAAUUCUCUACGAGAAGUAUUUUGAGUGGGCCCCUGCGAAUUGCUAUGCCUGGAUCAAGUAUGCCGAGUUGGAGAAAAAAUCUCUUUUCGAAACAGAGCGUGCUCGAGCAGUAUUUGAACUUGCAAUUGCUCAACCUACCCUAGACAUGCCGGAAUUGCUUUGGAAGGCAUACAUCGACUUUGAGAUAUCAGAGCGUGAAUAUGAGAGAACGAGGCAACUCUAUGAAAGGCUACUUGAUCGGACUAGGCACCUCAAAGUAUGGGUAAGCUAUGCAAAGUUUGAAGCUUCAUUUGGUUUGGAGGUUGAAGAGGCAGACAGCAAGGAAAAGUCCGAGAACAACAACGACUCUUCUCAUGGGCAGCAAAUGGAACGCAUUCAGCGAUGUCGAGCUAUUUUUGAAAGGGCAUCUGAUUAUUUUAGAGCCAAUGCGCCUGAACUGAAGGAGGAAAGAGCGAUGUUAUUGGAGGAGUGGCUCAAUAUGGAGAGCAGUUUCGGUAGUCUUGGCCGUGUUGAUACGGUGCAGAAGAAGUUACCAAGAAAAAUUAAGAGGAAGAGGGCUAUAACGACAGAAGAUGGCAUUCCUGUUGGCUUCGAGGAAUACUAUGACUACAUAUUCCCCGACGAAGUUGCCAUGAUACCAAAUUUGAAGAUUUUGGAAGCAGCCUACAAGUGGAAGAGGCAGAAGUUGGACAAUGAUGGUGACCCAAAUUUGAAGAUUUUGGAAGCAGCCUACAAGUGGAAGAGGCAGAAGUUGGACAAUGAUGGUGACCGAUAGCAAAGAAACUGUCUGAUUCCAUCUUUAUUAAUUAUAGUUAGCUAUUAAAUGUCAGUUUCUUCGGGCGGAAUGGUUUGCGUGUCUAUAUAUGUUAGCUUUUCCCAAGCGGUCGUCCCUGUGGAAGAGACGGUUUGUCUUUCACUUGGGUUUUAACGGUUCAUCAGGAACAACAUCAGCAGGAUAAAAAGUUUUUAUAUACAUAUACUAAUCUCUUUCUUUCUCUUCUGGUUUUUUGCUGAUAGUGUUAGCUAACCACUUUACUAUCAUUCAAUUUUUCUUAUACAU